Molecule: messenger RNA, 916 nt
Organism: Ceratitis capitata (Mediterranean fruit fly)
Lineage: Eukaryota; Metazoa; Arthropoda; Insecta; Diptera; Tephritidae
Product: myophilin
Exons: 3
Coding region: 143-652 (169 amino acids)
Biological process (GO): actomyosin structure organization
Molecular function (GO): actin binding
Source: RefSeq, a predicted model, not a curated record
UGACCACUUGCGUCAGUUGAGAAUUUCACUUCGCUCGAGUUAGAACAUUCGUCGCAGACAAACGCGCAUAUUCCAAAAAGUAUUUUGACUUAAUCGUCUUUGUCGUGUACAGUUUUGCAAAUUAAACAAAAAAUAAUAUAUAAUGGCUCCCCGCAAUAAGGAACAAGAACAAGAAGUCCUCAACUGGAUCUUCGCUGUGUUGGGUGAGAAAGUGCCCGCCGGCCAAUACGAAGAUAUUCUCAAGGAUGGCAUUGUACUCUGCAAGUUGAUCAACAAAUUGGCGCCCGGUUCGGUGAAGAAGAUCCAAGAGCGUGGCACCAACUUCCAAUUGAUGGAGAACAUUCAACGCUACCAAGCAGCCGCCAAGAAGUACGGUGUACCCGAAGAGGAAAUUUUCCAAACAGCCGAUCUCUUCGAACGUCGUAAUAUUCCACAAGUCACAUUGUCGCUUUACGCGCUCGGACGCAUCACACAAAAGCAUCCAGAAUACACUGGUCCCUCACUCGGACCCAAAAUGGCUGAAAAGAAUGAACGUGAAUUCACUGAAGAGCAACUGCGCGCUCAUGAGGGGCAGCUCAAUCUGCAGAUGGGCUACAAUAAGGGCGCUUCACAGGCGGGUCAUGGCGGUUUCGGCAAUACACGCCACAUGUAAUGUGGUUGUCAAGUCAAGCUGGCCGUCUUCGUACAUGCGACAUCGACAUGCGCGCUGGUAUACACAUGUGUAUAUGUGUGUGUAAGUUGUUUUUUGUAUAAAAAAUAUAAUAGUUUUUAUUAUUUUUGUUUGUUGUCUAUUAUUUAAAUGGGCAUUGUUUUUGGGGCAUUUUUAUUUGUUCUUUUAGUAUUUAUCUUCUACCAUAAAUUGUAAUAAAUAAAUUUAAAUAAAAUAAAUGAAAAUAAAAUGUAGCUUUUACAUGAA